Messenger RNA from Chelonus insularis, 1119 nucleotides. Its product is annotated as odorant receptor 22c-like. The record is from RefSeq and is a predicted model, not a curated record. Gene Ontology annotation, molecular function: olfactory receptor activity; odorant binding. Gene Ontology annotation, cellular component: plasma membrane. The transcript is spliced from 6 exons. Lineage: Eukaryota; Metazoa; Arthropoda; Insecta; Hymenoptera; Braconidae. Gene Ontology annotation, biological process: sensory perception of smell; detection of chemical stimulus involved in sensory perception of smell. The annotation marks the transcript as partial.
AAUAUGCUUAUAACCCCAGAAGCUGCUCUAAAAUUCACAAAGACAAGUGUUUAUUUGGUAUGUUCUUGGCCAUUAUCAGUAGCAGCUAGUAAACGUGAUCAAAUUUUAAUGAAAAUACGGUGGUGGAUAGUAUUAAUAUUCCUCUUAUUCCUACUUUUACCAUUAUUGAAUGGUAUUUAUUCUUAUCAUCAUGAUACAUUGAUAAUGGUUAAAGCUAUUUGUAUGUCCAGUGCUUGCGGUCAAGCCAUUUUAAAAAUAAUUACUUGUCGAAAACAAACUUCAAGAUUUCAGAUAUUACUUCAGGAAAUAGAAGACUUUAUGAAAAAUGCCAAUCUACGAGAAAAAGAAUAUUUAAAAAAAUACAUAAACAGAGCAGCUUUUUUUCAUAUUUUUGUAACAAUAAGUAUUUGGUUGGUUUGUUUCGAUUUUAUAAUUGAACCAAUUAUAUUAGGACAAAAGUUCCCAACUGACGUUGCGUAUCCAUUUUCAAUUGAUAAUCAGUACUUACAUAUUAGUCUUUAUCUUCACCAAGUGAUAUCUUUAUUUUUUAUCGCAGCUGCUCUUUCAAUUGACUUCCAAGUAGCGAUUCUGCUUUGGUUUACUGCUUUGAAAUUAGAAACACUCGGCUAUUAUUUUGAAAAUGUGUCUAAUGAGAAAGAGCUGAGAUACUGUAUCAGAAAACAUCAGCAUAUGCUUUGGUACGCCAAUCAAGUAAAAAAUGCCGUAAAAUACGUUGCUCUAAGUACUGUGUUAACAACAACAAUAGGAAUUGUUUGUGGAUGUUUAACAUUAAUAAGCCAUCAGCCACUUUCAGUGAAAUUACGUGUGGGGAAUAUUGUAAUAAAUGCCGCUGUUGAGUUAUUCAUUUAUGCUUGGCCUGCAAAUAACCUAAUUCAAAUGAGCCAAAUUAUUAGUUCAAAUGUUUAUCAUUGUAAUUGGUAUGGAAAAUCGACGAAAAUGAUGAAAACAGUUUCAUAUGUAAUUCAAAGAUCACAAAAACCCAUAACUAUUUACAUCAGUGGAUUUAUUCCCGAUAUUUCAUUACAAUAUUACACAUCGUUUUUGUCUACAACUUUUUCGUAUUUCACUACAAUGAGGAUUCUUCUUUCAAAAGAAUAA